Maudiozyma saulgeensis is the source of this 1056-nucleotide messenger RNA. The record is from the annotation of a GenBank genome assembly. NCBI's taxonomy places the organism in Eukaryota, Fungi, Ascomycota, Saccharomycetes, Saccharomycetales, Saccharomycetaceae.
AUGGAAAACUUGACCACAGCACUAUAUGUUGUUGAAAAUGACUAUAACGUAACUCAUUUGGAUGUAGAUAAAAACGUUACUUUGGAUUAUUUAAAUAACUACAAAAAGUCAAAAAAUAUCAAUUACUUUUGGUUUACAUCAGACAAUGAAAAUUCACCGCAUUUAUCCAUAAUAUUGAAGAUUGCAAAUCUUGAGGUGGAUCACCUACCAGAGCUAAGAAAGAAAAAUUACAACCCAGAAAAUACUGCCCUACCGAAUAACGUUAUGUUUUUAAAAUUCGUUUUGCAUCCCAAGAGAAUUAAUGGAAGUAUUCUAAACAAAGAAAACACUAUAUUAGUAUUUGUAUUUGGGAAUUUGAUAAUCACUUUUGGAGUUCCUAUGGUAAAGUUGAAAUUAAAUGCUGCGAUGUUAGAGGCCAUCAAAAGGAAAAAAUUCUCGAGCAAACAAUUUUUACAGUCGAUCAAUACUGUAGUUCAAAACCGAAGCUUAGUCAACAUAUGGAUAUGGUGGAGGAAAGUGAAUGAAGUCAGAAAAAUUGCAGAAGAAAAAAUAAACUUAGAGAAUAUAGCAAUAGAUAAUCUAAAAUAUGACAGGUUCACUGGAUCUUUAAUGAAAUUCGUUAACAUCUUCAGAGAGCCACGAGCUCCUCUGAAUAAUGACCAUGACCCUGAUUGUAGUAAAAUUUCAGAGGCCCCAGGAAAAUAUGAGGACGAAGCAAUGGUUUUUGCUACGCAUUUUUCUGCUGUUUCAAAUAACUUAAUGCAAUAUUGCAAACAAAGUGUUUUUGAACGUCAGUUGGUAACUACAUUUCAACAGGUUCAAAAUGUAAAUGCCAAAAUAACCGAAACGCUCCGUGAGCUACGCAUGGUCCAGGCAAAGGGUCAUCGUAGUUCAAAUUUUAUUCAUUUUUUUUUAUCGAAGUUAAUUGAAACAGCUAAUGCUCUUGUUUCUGAAUUAGUUGCUAAUGAAUUGAGCACAACCCGCUGUAUUCUUUUAGUAACUAUUUUUACUAUUUUCUUCAUUUUCAAAUGUAUACACUUUUUGAAAACUAGCUAA